Molecule: messenger RNA, 531 nt
Organism: Durusdinium trenchii
Lineage: Eukaryota; Dinophyceae; Suessiales; Symbiodiniaceae
Source: the annotation of a GenBank genome assembly
AUGGGGCUUCUCAGCAUUUUGAAGAAGAUGAAGAAGGAGCGAUGCCCUUCAUCAACAUCGCAUUUCAUGUCGCACCCGGCGGCGCCCGUUCCUCAGGAGGAGCGUGAGGCCCGCAUCCUCGUCCUGGGCUUGGACAACGCCGGCAAGACCACCAUCCUAAAGAAACUCUCUGAAGAGGAUAUCACCCAUAUCAUGCCGACGCAGGGCUUCAACAUUAAGAGCCUCGUGCAGGAUGGCUUCAAGUUGAACGUCUGGGACAUCGGGGGACAGAAGGCGAUCCGGCCCUACUGGAGCAACUACUUCGAAAACACGGCGCGCGAUUCCGCGAGUCGCGACGCGGUCACACGACGCGAGUCGCGGAGCCGAGAAGGUCACGGCACGGUGGAAGAGACGGAUGCGUUGGUCUACGUCAUCGACAGUUCGGACCGACGACGUUUGGAGGAAAGUGGCCAUGAACUUUCGGAGCUGCUGAACGAGGACAAGUUGGGUGGGACGCCCGAGCUGCGAAGGGUGCGCGAGCGAACGCGGUAA